Messenger RNA from Ostertagia ostertagi, 225 nucleotides. The record is from the annotation of a GenBank genome assembly. NCBI's taxonomy places the organism in Eukaryota, Metazoa, Nematoda, Chromadorea, Rhabditida, Trichostrongylidae.
AUGGUCGUUGAAGAGUGCGGCCUUGAGAUGGGAAUGGAUUCUAUAUGGCUCACUAGCUUCAUCAUACAUUUUGUCUCGAACACAUUUGGUGUUUCCGCCAACAUUCUUUUAGUUUAUCUUGUUCUGAAGAAAACUCCGAACCAGCUCGUCACUUAUUCUAUUCUUAUUCUCAACUUUGCUAUCUGCGACCUUGUUGCGUGCACUGCUGCCUUAUUCGUUCACCCA